AUGUUCUGGUCAUGGAUGUGGGUCAUUGUUGUGGGCGUUGGGUGCCGUUCAUGGGUGGGGGGCCAAUGUUCAUGGGCACUGGGUCAUUGUUCACAGCUGGAGUCGUUGGUGGUGGGUUCUUUGUUGUUUGUGGGUGCCAGUUUGUCAUUUGUUGGUGCAGUAUUGUGUGGUCACGUUGGUGAUGUGGCAGCGCCAUGUCAUUCUGCUCUGUUGCUGUUGUCAUCUGUGUAUGCUGUGAGGUUUGUUUCUGUUGUUGUCCACAUGUGCUGUGGGUUUAGUUGUUUAAAUCCCCUUUUUUACUACAUUUGGGGUAACUCUAUGGAAUUACAUUUGGCAAAAAGUGUUUCCAUUGCCAAUGGCAAAGAAUUUUAA
Messenger RNA from Laccaria bicolor S238N-H82, 372 nucleotides. RefSeq lists its product as uncharacterized. The record is from RefSeq and is a predicted model, not a curated record. The coding region runs from base 1 to 372 and encodes 123 amino acids. The transcript is spliced from 7 exons. NCBI's taxonomy places the organism in Eukaryota, Fungi, Basidiomycota, Agaricomycetes, Agaricales, Hydnangiaceae.